AUGGUCGUCGUCAUGGAUACUCAAACAUCCGCUAUCAUGGACGACACAGGCAAAAAGUAGUAGGAAACGUCAACAAACAUGUAGAUGUGGAUUUAGUGGCUAUGCGUUUAUAACAGCCACCAACGUUCGAGCGUUCUAAUUAUACGUGUUACUUGAUAAACUAUCAUAAUGUCGAGAGCAGCCGUUUCAAAAUCACGGGCCGACAAAGGUGCCAAGCCCGGACCACCUGCACACACACCUGUGGUGGCACAUGAAAUCGUGCCUGGAAAAUUUAAUGACCAAGACUGGACAUUUAUGGUGGAAAAAGAUGGUUCUGAAGAAUUCGUAGAGGAUAUUAUUGAUGAACUAGUGGAUAAUACUUUAGAUGUUAUAUAUGACAAUUACAUUGGACAUCAGUUACUUCCUUUUACAGUCACAAUGGCUAAGGAUGCAAUUUUACAAAUAAUUGAGUGGCAAUUUUUAUCCAGAGAUGAAGGUGAGCAGGAUGUAGAAACAGAUCCAGGAUGGAUGCAAGAUGAAGAACCUGAUCCUGCUGUAACAGACUGUUGGGCCCAGGGUUCUGUACCAAAAGCACUUGUUCCUGAAAGACCGAUGACACCUGUUGAAGAGGAAUUGGAAGAAAAAGUGGAAGAAACUGCAGUUAUAGAAGAGGAAGAGGAGAAGGUGGAGGAAGAGGAACCCCCAGAGCUGGCUGACAAAGUGUCUGAUACAGAGGAGGGGGUGAAUCAGGAGGAAGAACAAAAAGCCAAAGAAGAAGAAAAGAAUCAGAAGAAGAGGACAAAAUACAAACCAUACACAGGAAGAGUAAAGGCAGGUAAAGGCUUAAACCAGAUGACAGAGUCUUUGGAACAAACAGAAAUGGCUAUGAUGUAUGAAGAGUAUGUGAAGUCACAGGAGUAUGAAGCAGCAGAUAAGGCCAGUGGACUCCUCAACAUGCCAGUCUCAUGUCACUCCAUACUGAAGGUUCAAGCUGGUCGCCCUCCAGGCAAUAAAGAUGUCAUGUAUGAUGACAUGGGCAAUGUCCUUGCAGUCAUCAAGCUGAAUCCUGAAAAACUGCCAUCUCACAGAGUGAAGGUGAAGUAUCAGGUGGUAGACCCUGCAGUGGAGGCCGCCCAGACUAGACUGGAGGCCAUGAGGCACGGUCGCUACAUGAGUAGGGCCAUCCAGCGCCGAAUCAAACGCAACAAAGUAGAGGAAAUCAAGCCAGAUGAAGAAUUAGAGAAUGGAUUUCAAAAAGAUAAGAAAACGCCACUGCCUCCUCCUCUUACUGAAACCAUGGAGAUAUCACCGGGAGUCACAGUGCGUGAGGGUGGCCGAAUAAGGAGGGGACCUGCUCGGUAUGUACGAAAGGUGGAUAAAUUUACCGAAAGCCAGCAGUCGUUACGGCCCGUGGCUACCCGGACUACAGCUCCAACCAUGGAUGUGGCAGACCUGUUAGAUAGACAAACCCCAAUUCUACGAGUGAUGAGAGACUCACCACCACUACCACCCAUAGUGCCCCACCCCCCAGCACAGUCCAGAAUAUCCACGUAAUCUGGGGCCAUACACUCAAUGCAUUCAAAUAGGAAUACAAAAUUACUCUUUGUCAAAUAGCAUGUAAGACAAUGCUGGCACUUUAAAGAGUAUGUCUCUUAAGUUCCAAGAGACUUUACAGGAAUAUUGCGAUAAGUCAUUAAGAUAAAUUUCAUAUCUAUUUUCAUGAAUAUAUAAAUGUUCAUACCUAGAAUACAUUUGUGGAAAAAUGUGAUAUGUUUGUAAAUAAAAUACUUGUAAAAUAAACUUGUAUUCACAAAGUUAAUUACAUGUAUAUUGUACAUAGCAAGUAUUUUAUACAGAUUCUAGUACAACUACAUAUUAUUAUGUACAGUUACAAUGUAUAAAUUAACUAUAUGUACUAUAUUUAAUUUGCAUGUAUAAAUUAACUAUAUGUACUAUAUUUAAUUUGCAGACAAUUCUUUACAAAAUAUGCAUAGCUUAUAUGAACUUGUGAUAUUAAAUUAAUUUAUUAAAUCUAAUUGAGUUGACAUCAGUUAUCUUUUGAUAUUUUUUUAUUUCGGUUUAUUUUGGUGUCCUGAUUUGUUACCUAUGAAGUACAGGAUAGGUGAGCAAACUCUCCAGGUCACAGGUUAAAGGCCAUUCUGGUUCACUUUUGGAAAACUUCUUUUACAUCAUGUUUUAAUGAAAACUCUUUCCUUAACUCGAUAAAUUUUAUUAUCUUUUUGGUAGAGUAUCAUAAUGAUUUUAUUUCAUGUGUUUAAUAAAAAGGACUGUUAGAGUACACAAAGAUGUACAUGUAGGUUGUACCAUAUCCAAACCAAACAUGUGUUGCUAAAUAUUCUUGACUGAUUCAAUGAUUCGUUUAGUCAAUAAAACAUAUGAUAAGAUAUAGUGUUGCUUUGUGUGUAUGUCUUGAGUAGGCGUUGGACUAAAUAAAUGUUCUCAUUGUCAUAUACAACA
Mizuhopecten yessoensis (Yesso scallop) is the source of this 2457-nucleotide messenger RNA. RefSeq lists its product as uncharacterized. The coding region runs from base 169 to 1533 and encodes 454 amino acids. NCBI's taxonomy places the organism in Eukaryota, Metazoa, Mollusca, Bivalvia, Pectinida, Pectinidae. The transcript is spliced from 11 exons. The record is from RefSeq and is a predicted model, not a curated record.